Odontomachus brunneus is the source of this 633-nucleotide messenger RNA. RefSeq lists its product as uncharacterized. Lineage: Eukaryota; Metazoa; Arthropoda; Insecta; Hymenoptera; Formicidae. The record is from RefSeq and is a predicted model, not a curated record. Gene Ontology annotation, molecular function: nucleic acid binding. Gene Ontology annotation, biological process: DNA integration. The coding region runs from base 1 to 633 and encodes 210 amino acids. The transcript has a single exon.
AUGACUCCGCUGAUGGCCCCGUUGCCGCGGGAGAGAGUGACGCCGGCGCCACCUUUUCAAGUCGCCGGCGUAGAUUACGCGGGACCGGUCACCUUGACCGCAGUACGCGGACGAGGACGCUCUUCAAUUAAGGGAUACAUUGCCGUGUUCGUAUGUUUUACCACUCGCGCCAUCCAUUUGGAGCUCGUGGGUGACUACUCGUCCGAGGCGUUUCUGGCCGCGUUCCAGCGAUUUUCGGCGCGUCGCGGAGUGCCAGCGGUGCUAUAUAGCGACCAGGGCACAACAUUUAUCGGGGCUGACCGAGCGCUGCGCGCCCAGCUCCGAACUGCGUUGGAUGUGGGAGGUCCAGUGGCUCGGGCUCUUGCGGCGGACGGUACGGAGUGGCGUUUCGUACCUCCGUCAGCGCCUCACUUUGGCGGACUGUGGGAGGCCGGGGUGCGGUCGGUGAAACACCACCUGCGGCGCGUGCUGGGAGAAAGGCUGCUCAGCGUAGAAGAGUUCUCCACCUGGCUGACACGUGUGGAGGCGUGGACCCUGAGCCCGCUAACUCAGGAUCCGGGGGAUCUGGACGUCCUCAGCCUUGGGCCAACAGAACUUAGUACAAUUGAGCUCACGACUCCGCGCGAGUCGUAG